Nicotiana tabacum (common tobacco) is the source of this 1887-nucleotide messenger RNA. RefSeq names its product internal alternative NAD(P)H-ubiquinone oxidoreductase A1, mitochondrial. Gene Ontology annotation, molecular function: NADH dehydrogenase activity. The record is from RefSeq and is a predicted model, not a curated record. NCBI's taxonomy places the organism in Eukaryota, Viridiplantae, Streptophyta, Magnoliopsida, Solanales, Solanaceae. Gene Ontology annotation, cellular component: mitochondrion.
UUUUCACGGUUCGAACCCGUGAAAUCCUAGUCACAUGGCAACAACUUUACCCAUUACGCUUAUGCUUAGGCUCACCUUCUACAUUUUGAAAGUACUGAAAUACUAUUAUUCAUGGGAAAGAUUUUCAUACCACUUCAUGCAUUGGACUGAACAGCUAAAAAAUAGUACAAAUUUUCUGAUACUAUGCCUUGGUUCAAGAAUCUCAUCAAAAUUUCCACUACCAUUUUGAACCAACCAUCUUCCAAAUCUAUAACCCCAUUUGCCUCACCUCCACUGACCCAAUUUUUUCUACAAUUCACUAAAGAUUACUCUACUAAUAUUGGUUCUAAACAUGCUGGAAUGGAACCAACAAAAACUGACCAAAAACCAAGAAUUGUGGUGCUAGGUUCAGGAUGGGCUGGUUGCAGGCUAAUGAAAGACAUUGACACAAACAUUUAUGAUGUUGUUUGUGUGUCACCUAGGAAUCAUAUGGUUUUCACUCCAUUGUUAGCAUCUACUUGUGUUGGAACUCUUGAGUUUAGGUCUGUUACAGAACAUAUUGGGAGGAUUCAACCUGCUAUUUCAAGAGAACCAAGUUCUUAUUUCUUUCUUGCUAAUUGCACUGGCAUUGAUUUUGAUAAACAUAUGGUACAAUGCCAAACUGUGACAGAAGGAGUUGAAACCUUGGAGCCAUGGAACUUCAAUAUUUCAUAUGACAAGUUAGUCAUUGCCUCUGGAGCACAAGCUUUGACAUUUGGAAUUAAAGGUGUAAAAGAGCAUGCUACUUUUCUUCGCGAAGUUUACCAUGCUCAGGAAAUACGAAGGAAACUACUCCUAAAUCUCAUGCUUUCUGAUGUGCCUGGAGUUACAGAGGAAGAAAAGCGUCGACUUUUACAUUGUGUUGUAGUUGGAGGUGGACCAACAGGAGUUGAGUUCAGUGGUGAACUUAGUGAUUUUAUCCUAAGGGAUGUUCAUCAAAGAUAUUCUCAUGUCAAAGACUACAUUCGCGUCACAUUGAUUGAGGCAAAUGAGAUAUUGUCCUCCUUUGAUGAUCGUUUACGUGUAUAUGCAACCAAACAGUUGACAAAGUCAGGAGUUCGUCUAGUACGAGGCCUCGUACAAGAUGUGCAACCUGAGAAGAUAAUUCUUAGUGAUGGCACUGAUGUUCCAUAUGGUCUGUUAGUUUGGUCUACUGGUGUUGGACCUUCACCUUUUGUGAAUUCACUGGAUAUACCAAAAGCUAAAGGGAGGAUUGGAAUUGAUGAAUGGUUACGCGUCCCAUCGGUACAGGAUGUCUUCUCAAUUGGUGACUGCAGUGGUUUUCUUGAAAGUACAGGCAAACAAGUUCUUCCAGCUUUGGCACAAGUUGCAGAGCAGCAGGGAAAAUAUCUUGCAAGUAUGAUAAACAGGAUGGGUAAAGAAGGUGGAGGACAUGCCAAUUCUGCAAAUAAAAUGAAUUUGGGAAAUCCAUUUAUUUAUAAACACUUGGGAAGCAUGGCUACUAUUGGUAGAUACAAGGCCCUUGUUGACCUUAGAGAGAGCAAGGAAGCAAAGGGUGUAUCUAUAGCAGGAUUCACGAGUUUGCUUGUUUGGCGUUCUGCAUAUUUGACUCGUGUAGUGAGCUGGAGGAACAGAUUCUAUGUACUGAUUAACUGGUUGACAACCUUAAUCUUUGGCCGUGAUAUAAGUCGGAUUUAGACAAAACAUCCGGAACAUACCUGUCGUACAGUAGUGUUUGCAGGAUUUUGUGCAAGCGAUGUCCGUCUAUUGUCACAACUCUACUAUGAGCUUGGGUUGAGGUGUGGAAAUUACAAGGCUUUAUUUCCUGUUUCGGAAUGUUUUUAUUUUGUAAUAUUUCCAUUAGAUAUCGUCACACUGUAUAUAUAGCUAAGUAAUAUUUUUUUUCAA